AUGGCGGCACUACUGCAGCAAGUGUUAGAAACAUCGGAGAUAUCGAAGCUGUCAAAAAUUCUACAAAACAAGCUCGAGAGGAUUCUUUCGGAUCAGCAGUUUGAAAUCGAUUCUUUGAAAGCACAACAGGAACAGUUUCGGGUUGACAACGAACAACACUUCUUUGAAAAGGUGAAACAACUUGAACAGUGUCAGGAGAAUUUUUUGUCCCAGUCUCAAGAGCAUCUCAGACUCAAAGAGGAGUUUACGAAGCUCGAGGAAGAACUUAAGAAUGUUCGUGAGAAAAACAGGGUCAAUGAAUCCAACCAAGAGAGGCUGUCAUCAGAGCAGUCUGUGCUGUCAAAAGCCAAAGAGGAGCUGGAGGCAGAAAAGCGAGAGCUUCUACGAACGCUUGAGAGAAGGUCCUUGGAAGUGGAGAAUUUAAAUGACGAUGUCAGGCAGCUCAACGAGAAGCUGGUGGAAGUCAACUCCUCCAAGAUGGCCUUACAGAUGAAACUGGAUGAACUUGAAGCAGCUGAAGUGAACAUCAAGUAUAAAGAGAAGCGUAUGGAACAAGAGAAAGAGCUGCUGCAUGGCCAGACAUCCUGGUUGAACGAGGAACUAAAGGCUAAGAGUGAGGAGCUCCUGUCCCUGUCCCGAGAGAAAGGAAACCAGAUCCUGGAACUGAAGUGCAGCCUGGAGGACAAGACAGAGGAGUUGAACAGAGUCCAAGAUCAAGUGAGCAGUUUGAAAACAUUGAAUGAAAACCUUCAAAAACAAAAUGAGGACAUGGUCAGCAAACUCAGAGAAUCUAAGGAACAACAAGUGACCAUGGAGGAGAGGUUCAGAAAUGAGCUCAAUGCCAACAUUAAACUUUCCAAUCUCUACAAGGGAGCAGCAGCAGAUUCUGAAGCAAAAAGUGAAGAGCUGAGUCGAGCAGUGGAGGAGCUUCAUAAGCUGCUGAAGGAUGCAGGAGAAGCCAACAAAGCCCUCGAAGAAAAGGUGCAGGAGAUGAACAGUGCCACAGACAAAAGUGUAGCCGAGCUAAAGGAGAAGAUCCAGGCUCUUGAGAAGGAGCUGGACAAUGCCAAUGAGCUGCUGUCAAGUUCUAAACUUAGAGGCCCUGUCAGUACAUCGUCUGUGCUCACAGAGGAGCAAAUAACAACAAUGUCACCAACAGCAGCUGCUGUAUCCAAGAUAAAGCCUGGCAUGAAGCUCACAGAGCUGUAUACAGCAUAUUUGGAGAGCCAGGAACAGCUACAGCUGGAGCGACUGGAGAACAAGCGGGUCAACAAGUACCUGGAUGACAUUGUGCAGGAAGUAGAGGCAAAAGCUCCUAUCCUCAAACGACAAAGGGAUGAACAUGAACGCAUGCAGAAGUCAGUGGCCAGUCUCUCUGCCAAGCUGGAGCAGGCUAUAAAGGAGGUGCACCGUCUGCAGAAGGACGCUGAUGAAGCUAACAAGCGUUCCUCUGUUCUGGAAAGAGAAAACCAGAGGUGUGAACUUCAGAUAGCAGACAUGGCUCAGCAGGUGCGCGUGCUGCUGAUCGAGCUGGAAGAGGCUCGAGGAAACCAUGUGCUUCAGGAAGAGGAGGUGAGCUCAGCUGAUGUCAGCAGCACAUCAGAGGUGAUCAGCCAACACUUGGUGACUUUCCGCAGCGUUGGGGAGCUACAGAAGCAGAAUCAGCGUCUUUUGGUAGCCCUUAGAGAGCUCAGUGAUGCUCAGGAGAAAGAGGAGUUGGAAGCCACUGGCAAUAAGCAUGGUGAAUUAGAGCAGAGUUUGGAGAAAGCCCAGACUGAGCUUGAGUCCCUAAAGGAGCAACGAAGCCAGCAGCUGAAGAUGACAGAGUCCAUCGUCAAGCAGAGAGACAUGUACCGUGUUCUGCUGGCUCAGGCAACUGGGGUCAGCUUCCCUCAGCAAGGUACACCCCCUGAGGAGUUCUCAAUGACUUCUACCCCUCGUCGCUCACCUGCAGCCAUUCCCUCUUCGGGAACGCCCACUGCACUUGUGUCCAUGGCUACAGAGUCUGCAGAGGCAUUGGAGGCCAAGGCUGCUCUACGGCAGUUACAGGAGGUGUUCACCACUUAUAAGAAAGAGCGUGUGGAGAGUGACAAAGCACUGACAGAGCAGAAUGAGAAGCUCCAGGAGCAACUAUCUGAUCUCCAUUCCCAGAAUGCAAAGGUUUCUACCCAGUUGGACUUUGCUUCAAAGAGAUAUGAGAUGCUGCAAGACAACGUGGAGGGCUACAGGAAAGAGAUUGCCUCCCUCAGAGAGAAAGGACAGAAGAUGGCCGCUGCCACACAGAAGCAGGAGCAGACCAUUAACACUCUUAAUGAGGAUCUGAGAGCUGCCAAUGAGAAACUUUCCAUGGCUGAGGGUCAAGCUGAGAGCCUUCGUAGGGAGAGAGACAUGCUGAAGCUGGUGGAGUCAAGGCUGAGCCAGGAGAAAGAGACGAUCCUGGGCCAGCAACAAACCCAGAAUAUGCUGCUGACCAAUCUACAGACCAUUCAGGCCACACUUGAGCGUUCAGAGACUGAUACACGUCAGCGUCUUAACAGCCAGUUGGAGAAGCAGGAACGAGAGAUCUCCCAGCUGCAGAAGAGGCUGGAGCACGAGGUGGAGCAGCGCCACCUGCUGAGCAGAAACCAGGAAAUCCAACUGAUGGAUGCUAAACGCCAGCUGGAGGCACAGAUGACUUCACACAAGAAGACAAAGGAGCUGCUGAACACUGCUGAGUUGGAACUCAGAAAUCUGCGGAUGCAGCUAGGCAGUAGCGAAGGACGCCACAUCCUGAGCACUCCUUCCACACCUAUUAGCAGAGGCCUGCCGGGUGUAGAUCAAGACAGAGAGGAUCUACAGGCUCGUCUGCGGCUGGCUGAAAACCGAGCAGAGGAGCUGGCAGAAAACCUCAGAGCAGUCACCUCCAGCAUGGAGCAGUACCGCGCCAUGGCUCAGAGCCUGGAGGAAACCCUGGACAAAGAGAAACAGGUAACAGAGCAAGCACGCUCCACAAUCGAAGCUCGUAUGAAGGACUCAGAGAAGCAGCUCCUUGGACUGGAGGAGAAGCUUGCAGAGGCAGACAAACAGAAACAAGACUUAGAGGAGCAGAAGAACAAAGUUCUCGCCUCCAUGGAGGAGCAGAUGAACAGUCUAAGGAGAAGCCUCAGCAGUGCCCAGGCAGAUCACCAGGCAGCGCUACAGAAAGUCUCUGUUGCUGAAGCUCAAAAGAUGCAAGUUCUGCAAGACAGCCAAGAACAGGCGAAGUUGGCAGCUGAAGCACAAGACAAGUAUGAGCGAGAGAUGCUGCUGCAUGCAGCAGAUGUAGAGGCCCUGCAGGCUGCUAAAGCUCAGGCUCUGCAGGCUGUUGAGCACAGACAUCAGCUUGAAGAAAGAGCACAGAGGACCAGUGCCGAGCUACUGGAGGCCAGGGUGUCGUGGCAGGAGCAGGAGAAGAUCCUCAAGGAGGAAGUGGCUAAGAUGGAGAAAAGCCAUGAGCAGUUGCAGAAGCAGAACACCCUCCUGCAUGAGCAGAUUCAGACAAUGAGCAGCAGGAUGGCUGAGAGAUUGCAGCAUGCUGUUAAUGAGAGUUCUAUGAACAUCUCCCUGACUGAAGAAGGCAAAUCUCAAGACCAAGUCCUUGAGAUUCUCAGGUUUGUUCGUCGAGAGAAGGAGCUUGCUGAGUCUCGCUUUGAGGUUGCCCAAGGGGAGAGUUUACGAAACCGCCUGAGGGUGGAGCACCUGGAACGAGAGCUGAAGGAUGCGCAGGAAAGCUUAAGUGCCGCGAAGGAGAGGAUGCAGGUGACAGCAAAGACACUGGCUCAACAUGACGAAUUGAUGAAGAAGACUGAAACAAUGAGCAUCCUGGUGGAAACCAACAAGAUGCUGAGGGAGGAAAAGGAAAAGAUGGAGCAAGAACUGCAGCAAGCACAAGCUAAGGUUCAAAAGAUGGAAUCAGACAUAAUGCCGCUACAGCAGGCUAACUCUGAGCUGAGUGAAAAGAGCGGCGUGCUGCAGGCUGAGAAGAAGAUACUGGAGGAAGAUAUCAAGCGCUGGAAAGCUCGAACCCAGCAUUUGGUGACCCAGCAAAAAGAUUCAGAUCCGGAGGAGUACAAGCGACUGCACUCUGAGAAAGAGGCACAUUUGAAGCAUGUUCAUCAGCUCACUGAGGAGAAUACAAGACUUAAAGCAGAGGCUAGCAGAGCCAGUCACUUACUGACAUCCCUGCAAACCCAGAUACAAAACUUGCGUGAAAACAUGGGAAAGAUAACAGUAGAAAGGAACGCUCUGAAGAGUGAAGUUGAGGCGAAGAACCUAGACAUUGCAGAUAAAGUUAGAACCAUCACCCAGGUAAAGAAGAUCGGAAGACGCUACAAGACUCAGUAUGAUGAACUCAAGGUGGAACACGAGAAGUUGGUAGCUGAGGCCGCAGCAGGCCCGUCCCAAGAAGAAGAAGCUCGUCAAGCUUCAGCUCAGGAGCUGCAGACCUUCAGAAACUCUCUGAUCCAGGCUGAAGCAAAGAACAAAGAAAUUGAAGGGCAGCUGGAGAACAUGAACAAGGUGGUCACAGAGCGUGAGAUGGAAGCACGUAAUGCCCAGGAACAAUCAGCCAGACUGCAGACAGAGCUGACCCGGUUGAGGCAGGAGCUGCAGGAGAAAGUUUCUCAAGAGGUCACACUGAAACAGCAGAUGGCCGAGAAGGAGGAGAAGACCAAGAAGGCCAUCCUUUCUGCCAAACAGAAGAUCAAUCAGCUUGUGGGUACUAGAGAUCAGCUGCAGAAGGAAAAUGUGGAGCUGAAGCAGCAACGUGAUGAGUUGGAGGGGCGAGUGAGCGCUCUGAAGUCUCAGUAUGAGGGCCGUCUAAAUCGACAGGAGCGAGAGCUGAGAGACCUCAGAGGCCAAGAGCAGAGAGAUGAGCAGCCUGAGGCAGGCCCCAGCAAGACCCAGGAGCAGCAGAGGAGCACAGAGCAGAGACAAAUUAAUCUAAAGACAACCCCGGUUGCAGACAGGGGCAGUGCCAGCACAUCUGAGCCCCCCACUGCCAACAUCAAGCCAACACCUGUGGUGGCUACUGGCAGUAAGCAGCCUGUCAAUCCAGGAAACAAACCUACUCCACGAGCAAGCAUCAGACCAAUGAUAACUCCUGCUCCUGUUCCCACCCCAACACCCACAGCAACUGUCAUGCCCACCACACAGGUGGAGACCCAGGAAGCCAUGCAGUCAUCUGAAGGCCCACCUGUGGAGCAUGUGACGGUGUACGGCAGUGCCAGUGGCUCCGUGCGCUCCGCCAGCCCCAACGUCCAGACCACGUUAGCUGGCCCCAUGCUAACUGUGCAACAGACCCAGACACAGGCCACAGCUUUUGUCCAGCCAACUCAGCAGCAGAGUGUGACCCAUGCAGAGCCAGCCAAUCAGGAACCGCCAGCUGUGGUUAUUGAGGCAACACCUAGCUCGCAGGUGGAAUGGCCUUCAACGUCCUCUACCUCCUCUGUGUUUGGGACCGUUUCAGCAACACCAGGAACCAUCUCCAUGUCCAAGAGGCCCCGUGAGGAGGAGGAGAGUUCCACCAUGGUCACUGACACAGAAACAACCCAGGAGGACUCAAGGGCUCCCAUACCAAAGAAGCUGCGGAUCAUCCAGAGAGUUGGUCCAGAGGAGGAGGUGAUUGUGGAAGACAGUGCUGAGGCUGAAGGGGUGGUGCCAACAGACAGUCAGGAUGGUGCAGAGGCAAGCCAGGCUGAGGAGUUCCCAGCACUGGAGGAAGGAGAUGACAUCUCAGCAUUAUCCCAGACCAUCCACAUUGACCAAGAAGUGACCCUUAGUCUAAGUGAAAUUCCUGACCAGCUGCAGCAGGAAGUCAUCGUCAUAGUGACAGACACAGAGAGUGACGAAGACCAAGAAGAGGAGGACGAAGAGGAAGAAGAGCAGGAUUAUGAGGAAGAGGAAGAAGACGAAGAGGAAGAAGAGGAGGAGGAAGAUGAGGAGGAUGAUGAUGAGGAGGAUGAUGGAGAGAUGGGGGAGGAAGGGGAAGAAAGUAAUGAGGGGAGCGGAGACGGGAAUGAGGCAUAUGAAGGAGACGAUGCAGAGGGAGGUGAUGUAACAGACCCAGGCACAGAGACAGAGGAGAGUUUGGGGGCGUCUGACUCCACCCAGAGGCCAGCGGAUUCCCAGACACCCAGCUUUGAAGGAAGUGCAAUGGAGGCCUUUUCUACAGAACAACCAAUCAGCAGCUCUGGCACAAGGAUGCCCCAAUCACCACGCAGACCGACCCAUCAGCUGCCCCCUCGUUUAAACAUCCACCCUGCUCCCUCAUCAGAGCUGGGGCCACCUGCUCAGGUUCAGCGUAUCCCUGUUCGUCGAGUUCCUCAGCUCACUCCUGGUGUGCAGAGCAGUGCUCAGCACUUCUUUGAUGAUGAUGACAGGAUGGUCCCCAGCACGCCCACUCUGGUGGUGCAUCGCUCUGAUGGAUUUGACCAGGCAAUCCAUUCUCCUCAGGUCGCCGGUGUUCCUCGCUUCAGGUUUGGUCCUUCAGACGACAUGCCACAGACCAGCUCAUCCUCCCACUCUGACCUGGGACAGCUCGCUUCACAAGGAGGUCUUGGGUUGUAUGAGAGUCCAUUGUUUCUAGCAACUCAUGAGGAGGAGUCUGGUGGACGCAGCGUUCCCACUACACCACUACAAGUUGCAGCACCAGUAACCGUCUUCUCAGAGGCGGCUCAGUCUGACACCACUGAACACGCCUCCCAGUCAGUUCCCAUGGUGAGCACGUCCACACCAGGCCUGGUUGUGCCAGGAGGAGCUGGCACAGGGGAGGAGAGGGAGGAUGUUUUCCUGGAGCCUGACACAGAUAGGCCCAGUGCAGAGGUGUCAGUUGAUCCAGUGGUCUCACAGGGAGAUGCAGAGGAGUCUAGCCAAACAUCCGACAAGUCCAGCCUCCCCUCCACCAGUCAGGAGCCCUCCUCCAGCUCUGCAGACACAAGCAGUGCUCCACCCAAACCCUCUAGACCAGGACCCAGUAGAUUGCUGCAGCGCUGGCCAGAAAACAGAGGUGGACGCCUGAAAAGAGGAGGAUUUCCUUCUCGGUUUUCUCGGGGUUUCCAUGGAAGACGUUUCCAGAGAUGAAGCACUAAUCUGAAAACUUGACAACCAAGAGUGGACAACUUUUCAUUGUCAUCAGGAUUAUGUCAAUCCCAAGUUUGUUUUUUCCUGAUGCUUAAAAAUGUUAACUUGCUCUGAAGCCUGUUUUUUUCCUUCUUUUUUAUGUGCUUAAAAAGUGCUAUUUUGUAAACAGUUCAUGCUGAAGCAGUGUGUUUUACGAAGAAUGUAAUAAACGUUAAAACUACAA
Cheilinus undulatus (humphead wrasse) is the source of this 7321-nucleotide messenger RNA. It is a transcript of the gene tprb, whose product is annotated as translocated promoter region b, nuclear basket protein. Lineage: Eukaryota; Metazoa; Chordata; Actinopteri; Labriformes; Labridae. The coding region runs from base 1 to 7098 and encodes 2365 amino acids. Gene Ontology annotation, molecular function: structural constituent of nuclear pore. The record is from RefSeq and is a predicted model, not a curated record. Gene Ontology annotation, biological process: protein import into nucleus; mRNA export from nucleus. The transcript is spliced from 51 exons. Gene Ontology annotation, cellular component: nuclear pore.